This is a messenger RNA of Larimichthys crocea (large yellow croaker), 5832 nucleotides long. It is a transcript of the gene togaram1, whose product is annotated as TOG array regulator of axonemal microtubules 1. Gene Ontology annotation, biological process: microtubule cytoskeleton organization. The transcript is spliced from 23 exons. Gene Ontology annotation, molecular function: microtubule binding. Gene Ontology annotation, cellular component: cilium; cytoplasmic microtubule. The coding region runs from base 505 to 5028 and encodes 1507 amino acids. The record is from RefSeq and is a predicted model, not a curated record. Lineage: Eukaryota; Metazoa; Chordata; Actinopteri; Sciaenidae.
GCAGCUCUGCGCUCAUGACACCGCCUGGAGGAGCCUGGAGCUCGCGUCACCAUGGAAGCGCUCAGUUUGCGACAUGUAUUCGCCAUUUUGCUGCCUCGGUGUGUGCAUGUGCAUGUGUAUGUGUGUGUGUGAGAGUGUGUGAGAGAGUGUGUGUGUGUGCGAGAAUACCCCUGUAGCCUCCAAACAUCCAACACUCCAGAUUAACCAGCUUUAAAGAAAACAACCGAGGAGGGGAAGAACGUCUGCACUCACAGGAGUGUAGCUGCCGCAGCACGACAUGGACAUUUUGUUUUGGACGUAACAUUAGAUAGUAUCGUCGAGCGACACCGACCGAAGAGGAGCCAAGAGGAAGAAAUGCAAGCUUGACAAACAUCCCAACACCAACCACUCAGGAUGAAAGCACGAAGUAAACAGGAGGAAUAUUAUUAUUCUCCUAACAGGAUCGCAGCAGUGCUCGUUUCUUUGGCUUCUCAGAUUUGAUCAUAUCCAUCAAGACCAUCAAUAAUGAUACCCGGAUUGAUCUCCCAGGAGUUACAGGAGCAACUUCUGGACCUGAAGAAUUACCAGAAUCGCACGAAUGGGGUGGAAGAGCUCAAACGCAUCCUCUCAGACGUGGACAUGAAAUCAGUCCCGUCUGGCAGUAUUGAGGAGUUCAUCAAUUUUCUCCCGAGGCUUCUGGAUGACAGUAAUUUUAAAGUAUUGUAUGGCACAUUACAAGUUUUAAACGUACUCAUUCAGAAGCUGGAUACAGGCGUAGAUAAAUAUUUCAAACUGAUCGUUUUAGUGGCUUUGAAGGCCUUAGGGGACACUCGCACCGUCACCAGAAAUGAAUACAUGAAUGUGUUUUGCCAGCUGAUGAAAACCGUUGCGCCGCAACAAAUAUUGGACCUUGUCGUUGGCAACUUAAAGCACAAGAAUUCAAGGGUUCGGGAAGAUGUCCUUAACAUCAUUAUGGCAGCUAUGCUCACUCAUCCUAGGAAAGAUUUCAACAUCCCCAAGCUUUGUUUUGAGGUUGCACCAUACCUGGCAGACAGCAAAAGGAAGGUCCGCCACGCCACCCUUGAGCUGUUUGCUGUUUUUGACCAUUGCCUUGACACAGGGAAAAAGCAGCCCCUGAUGAAAGCUGUGGACAUGGUUGAACUCAACGAGGAUGCAGAGGGUCUUAUGGCAGCUGUACAGGCAAGACGAGCGAGGCACGUCCUACCGAAACUCUCCUCAGAAGGGACAGUGGAGUAUGGCUUGGUGGUGCCCAAACCAGGACAGCGGGGCUCCCUACAGAACGGUUCUGGAGCUGAUCUCGACUGGGUGAUGAACGGAGGGCGGAUAAGCAGCGCCAGGAGCCACAGAACUGAACCGGACAGCGACCGAUUGUACGGCUAUGGCAGCUUAGGCUCCCUUACUGAUGACCUGCCACUUCAAAGGAGGAUUGUCAGCGCGGGCAAAGGGAAGAAUAAACUACCCUGGGAGAUUUCAAGCUUCUCACCCACUGAGAACGACCAGCAAUGCAAUACUCCCAAUGGAAAGUGCUCUGAACAGGUGGCCAGUGAGGAUUUCCUUCCCCUGUCCAGGAAGCUGAGUCCAGAGACCUACAUACCUAGUUUCAGUUCUGCAGAGCCUCCGAAGCCACAGUCCUCCAGGAGAAGGGCAUCCCCUGCACGCCUCAGAAGAAGUGGAAGUCUCAACUUAGACCCUGACAUCUUUAAAACCACCAACUUCUCUGAUCCAGAUAUUGUGACACCCAAGGGCCGCAUGCUUUCAAGGAACCCCAGUGUAGAGCGCACGUUUUCCCUCCCUUCAAACCCCACCACAUCUGGCUCCUUCCUGCUGCCCUCUUAUCCACUGGCUAUGCUCCCAGGAGGCAUGCUUACUCCAACACUGUCUCGGCGUCAUGUAGAUUCGUCCCUCUCUAUGUCCAACACCUGGCCCAACAAGAGAGAGAACAGCCCUCACCAGCAGGACACCAGCCCCUGGAGUGACCCAACAGGCGCAGCAAAGGGAGACAGUGUCUCCAGCAGAUGCUCUCCCCGGCCUCUUCGUGCGUCCCUCGUGAGUUCUUCUUCCACUUCAUCAUUCCGCCGGGCUCUGAGCAGCACCAGGACAACUCUAUCUAUAUCACCGGUUGUCCCUACAGCAGAGCAGUUCCAGUCUCAUAACGACCUGAGGUCCAAUGCUCCAGGCAGCCCUCAGAAUCAGCAGCUUGAAAAGGACCUUAAUCUGGACCCUGAUAGCAUCAGUGCAGUGCAAGAUUCUCAAGAGGAUGAUCCUCUGGACAUGCAGGAGAUGCUGAACUCACUGCGCUCACUGCGUAACAGUGCUGCCAAGAAGAGGGCUAAAGUGAGCCUUAGCAAUUCAGAUCCAGACAGCCCUGACUCAGCUUUGAGACUGGAUCUGGGUCUGGACUCACCAUCACACACCUCUCCGAUGCUUACCACCUCAGCCAGCGAGAGCGGGCUUUCCAGCCUGAGCUCAGUCGUCAACUCCAGCUUCAAUGGCAUCAAAACCAGCCCGGGAAACUCAGCCUCUUCAGGAAUGAAACCUCGCAUUGCAAGAGUGCCUUCUGCAAAACUGAGGUCUUCCGUGUCCAUGGACUUUAGCAGCCUUCAAGGAUUGUCUCAGAGAAACGAGCUGUCGUCUGAGGUGGGUGUCGUUGGCCAGAGAGUCACUUACUCCAACGGAACAAUCAAAACUGAAGAAGAGACGUCAGGACCGUCACCUCCACUGGUCAAACCAGCCUUCCGUGAAUCAGUCAGAGCACUGAAGCCUGCCAAAGGGUCGCAGAGCCACAGCAGCAGGAACUCACCAGCCACAGAUAUGCCCGAAGGAGUCAUUGGAAGAGGCAUGUUUGGCACUGCAGUCUCCUCCGGCCAUCCAGGAGUCGCCUUGUCACUUGAGCAGGGUGAUCCUGUGGCCAAACCCCCCACUGAUCUCUCAGCAGGCAUCUACAACCGCGGUCUGUCUGGCAGUCAGCGAGACAGUGAUGACAGCCCGCGCUCAGAUGAGGUUAAGCAGAGGGUGAAGAAUGCGAGGUUUGGCCGGGAUAAGAUGCGGCCUCAGUAUCUGGAUCAGCAAGAGGGGCAGUUCAGCCAAGGGGACCACACACGAGACAAAAUCCGCCACAGAGUCAGACAAAUGCUGUCUGACUCACCCACAGAGGAGAAUAGAGCAUUAAUCAUCAAAGAUCUGCAUUUGAACGGCAGCAUGCUGACUUCCACCAAAGCAGACCUUCUCUCUGAUGAGUCCCCUAUCAGCCCCAACAGUCCUGUCAGCCCACCAGGACCCCAGAGCCCCACCAAGUGCUUCACUCCACCCCACCAACCGAGUCCCCCCACGGUGCCACCCAACCCCAAAAACACGUCCCGCCUUAGGAGGGCCCCUAGCCUUGGAAGAACUCGACCAUCGCUGUCCCACAGCUCAGAUGAGCUGUCCCCUGGUAGUACGGGCCACAAGAAAAACCUCUCUGAGCCUCUAGAGCUGUGUCCGUUUUCCAAGCCCGACCUGGCACUGACGCAGAGUUUUAAUCUGCUGAGCUCUGAUGACUGGGAGAAGAAGAUCGAGGGGCUGACGUUCCUGCGCAGUCUGGCUCACUUCCACUCAGACACACUCCAGGGAAGGCUUCACGAUGUCUGCCUGUCUCUCAUUCAAGAGGUGAAGAACCUGCGGUCAGGUGUGUCCAGGGUUGCAGUGUGUACGCUGGGCGACUUGUACACCCACCUGCAGAAAGCAAUGGAUCAGGAACUGGAGGGGACAGUUAAAGCUUUACUGCAGAAGGCCGGGGAGUGUAACGCCUUCAUUAGGCAGGAUGUGGAUGCCGCACUGGACUGCAUGGUGCAGCACUGCACACCCACACGUGGCAUCAAUGCUUUACUAUCUGGAGGACUCAGUCACCUGAACGCAGUGGUGAGAAAAUGCACUGCCCAGCAUCUGGCUAAUCUGGUCGAGAAGGUUGGUGCUGUCCGUCUUCUGUCUGGAGGUAAGGACCUCAACGACAGAAUCUUGCCUGCCGUCACCAAACUCGCACAAGACUCCUCACAGGAAGCCAGGUACUUUGGGCGUCGAAUGCUGCUGUCUCUGUCAUCCCACCCUGACUUUGACAAGAUUCUGGAGAAAUAUAUCCCCACUAAAGACCUGCCGACUGUCAAAGACACUGUCUUCACCCUCAAGACAAAGGGUCUUGGUGAAAUGCCCCAAGACACCCAGUCAGCCAGGGGUAGACGCUCCCUCCCAGGCAGUGGUACAGUCAGGGCCUCAUCUCUCACCAGAGAGCCACUCAACCAGACAAACAGGGAGUCUAACAGCCACUACAGCUGCAGAUCUCAGACACAGAGUAUUGCAGACAAGACCGAAUACAUCAAGCAGAUCUCAGGUCUGCUGGGUUCAAAGGACUUCAGAGAGAGGAUCAAAGGAAUUGACCAGCUAGUUGCUGACUGCCAGCACAUCCCCAACAUGGUUAUAAAUAGUAUAUUCCCGGUGUUUGAUGCCUUUAAGGCCAGGCUGCAGGAGUCCAACAGCAAGGUCAACCUGUAUGCCCUUGAAUCUCUACAGAAAAUCAUCCACUUGUUGAAGGACAACCUGUCCCAAGUGGUGAACAUCCUGGUCCCAGCGAUCGUGGACAAUCACCUCAACUCCAAGAACAACGCCAUCUACGCUGCUGCUAUCGGAGCUAUUAAUGCACUUAUCUUAAAUCUUGAUAACAUACUACUUCUUCAGCCUUUCUGCACCAAGGCUCAGUUUUUAAACGGCAAAGCAAAGGUGGACCUUAUAGAAAAAGUUGCAGAUCUCGUGACGGAGCUCUACCCUCGCAAGUCCCAGAUGGUGGAGCAGAAAGUGCUGCCCUUGCUGUGGCACCUCCUGGGCACAUCUACCCACAGCGGCACCAUUCAUGGCCGGGGCGGCAGCGUGAGGGGUGCUACCGCCAACCUGUGCCAAGCCCUUUACGCCCAGAUGGGGCCCAGCCUGAUUGACUGUGCUGCCUGCCAGCCUGCCAAUGUCCACAAAAGUUUAAACGAGGUCCUGAGGACCUUGUCCUAAAGGUAAAACAGAGUCCAAACACAUCAAACGUUGGAAAAGAAGAACAUUUUAACACUGACCUUACUUGAAGCCAGAGAUGUUCUACAUUUCUUAUAGUGCCUGCACUUUUAUAUCAAUAAAGAGAAAGUCCUUGAAAGUUAGGAGCUCUUAUUCUUAUCUCAGUGAGAUUUCCUCUGGUACAGACGUACGGACAAUUGACAUCAGGUCUUACACAUACUCAACCUGCUCUCUUUGCACUUUGAAAAGGUAGCUCAUUAUCAUGAUCGACUUCAUGAGUUUAAUUUUACCAUCCCAUGAUUGCUUUUUUUUUUUUUCAUCUAAACAUGUACUGUAGACAAAUCAGAGACACUAUUACAGAAUGUAAAACUGAAAUGCACAAAAAGAAGACGAGAAGGAGGAGGAGGAGUACAGGGAUCUGAAAGGUGUAUAUUUUUGCUGUUUCAUCAAAUGUAUUGUGAUAUUUUUAAAAAUGUCUGUAGUUGUUUUGAAAAGUUGUGAAUUGAGAUUAACAAGAAUAGUACAAAAUACUUUUGUACAGCUCAAAUGUGUAUUUGCACAGUAUUAGCUUAAUCUGUAAUGGUAUGCUGUAUGAUGGUACAGUUUAUAAUUUAUCUAUUGUGUAACGGUUUAAAAAGUCCUGUUAAUGAUGUGCUGAGUUGGUAUCGUCUGUCUUUUUUUUCCCUCUUUUUUGCAUGACCAAAAUUUACUGGCAGGAUCAAAAUUGUGUAUAUUUUUGUAAAGGAGAUAUAUAUGUACACUGAUGCCUAGAUCAAUGUCGGGUUUGCACCAAUUCUCCCGGAUGAG